AUGGCCCUUAUCACCCCGGCGAUCUCCAUGUUAGAAACUUCACCCACUCCUGUUGCUACCAACAGUCGUGUUGAGAUCCACGACAGCAAAGAUCCCACAUCAUCUGACCGCGAGACACAAGUUGUGGUUAAGCUUCCUACGACUUCGACCACAAUACAUGAUACUCCUCGCCGUGCGAUUCCGAGACCAUCACAGCCACUUUACCGUCCUCCACGUCAGAGGAACAGCCAGCGUCAAAGUCAAGACCAGAGUUUCCUCCCUAGACGAGGUAAGGCGCUGGGGAGUGAAUACCAAUAUCAACGAAAGGUCGCACAUUCGUUUUCCGCUCCUCUCUUUUCGUACGCGUCCAAAGAGACUUUCGAGGCAGGACCGUCAACAGUCACCCAGAAGGUAGACCGCGCUGCGUCUAGCUCGCCAGCUGUCAAGAAUCCGGAACAAGCUGCUUCGCCUGAAGACAAACAGGUCACGAAACGCAACAUGUCGUCUACCAACGGAUCCGAUGAGAUCGUUCUGCGUGAUUUCAGAAACAAGGACAAGCAACGCAACGUUGAGGAAACCUUGCCGCACACAAAGAAUACCUCUCUUGAGAGCAAUGUACCCGAGGUAAAAGGCGAGUCUGCCGCGGAGAGAGAGAAACGCCCUCCUCGUGAGGAAGUUCGCGCAGAGCUGGACCGGCUAAAAAAGCAGGCGCUCGUCGAUUACGCCAAAAGGCAAGAAGAAGUAGCGCUUGAAACGGCAGACCCUGCCAUACUUGCAAAAUGCCGGGAUGGCCCAGGUGUUGACCCCGAUUCCGAAAUCUAUGCGGAAAUCGCAAAGCGUCGCCGUGUUCGUCCCGUGGAGGAAGCUGAUUUGAAUGUCGAACCUCCCUCUAGACCAGAAUCAUCUGGGGAGGAGGAAAAACUGGAGGACGAUAGCCUGAGCAAUCUAGAAGAGCUCGAAGCGUCUUUUGAGCCGGAGAAGCUGAGUCACCUGUGGGAUGCCUAUGCAAAUGAUCUUGUUCUCUAUCCCAAGGUGAUCAAUGGCCAAGUGACUCUGGCUACCGAGCCGACUGAAGCGCAGAGGGAAUUGCAAAAGAAGUUCAAAGUGUUCGCCUGCCACCCACAUGCUUCUCAGGACGUGAACAAACUGCCACCAUAUACCGAAGACUUGGAUUGGCAACUGGACUCCCACUUGUGCAAUUGGUGGUUCGUCCCGCCUAAUAUCGUCAAUGUCGAUGAGUGGAAGCGAAGUCUUCGACGUUGGCUCGACAAUAGCAUUGUGAUGUCUUGCUACAUUGACCAAUAUCACAAGAGUUAUUUUGACGGCACAGCGCAUCCAGAUGGCUCGACCUCCUUUUAUAUACCCGACUUGCCCGACCAUACCACCAUCCUCGACCCAAGCGACGAGAAGGGGCGUCUUCACAGGUGUGAGACAGCCGAAGGAUACUGCAAGAACCUAGUCUCGCACAUCAAAAAAGAAGAGAAAGACGAGGCGCAAAGGUUGAUGAGGGUACGCCGAGCCAAUGAGGCAUUCUUGGCCAACAGAGAGGUGAACCCCAACACGCCAAAGGCGAACAUUUAUCUUCGACCUGCCCAGAUGAAAGACGUCCCGCAGCUUCUUCUCAUCUACAACCGGUACGCCCGCGAGUCUUGUCUGAGCAUCCACACCCAAGACCUGAAGCCGGAUUAUGUUCGGGGGCGCAUCCAAGCCGCCAAAUCCGCGCAAUUGCCCUUUCUUGUUGCCGUGGAGCGCGGUAGCCGUCGCGAACGAGAGGCCAUUUUCGGCUACGCCACUGCCACUGAGUAUUCUCCGGGCCAAUACACCACUGGUAGAUUCACCGCGCAGUUGGAAGUCUUUGUCCUUCCCGAGCACCAGAAGAAAGGAAUCGGAUAUUGCCUCCUGGAUAAGCUUUUGCAAAUCUGCGACCCCGCGUACUGCUCCAAGGAAGGCUACACCUUCGAUAACCGUGGCGUCGGCGGGUAUAGCCUGGGAGGCGAGCGUGUACUCGCUCGGCUUCUUUUCAUCAUGACUAUUCUACCGGAAGACGUGGAGGUGCACAGCUGGACCCGGAAAUGGCUAGAGAAAUACGGAUUCGAAGUGCAGGGUCAGCUCAAGGGCGCCGCCUCGAAAUUCGACAGACUACUCGAUGUUUUCUACCUUGUUCGGAAGACUACCUUUGUCCUGAAUUAUCGUUGA
Molecule: messenger RNA, 2175 nt
Organism: Aspergillus ibericus CBS 121593
Lineage: Eukaryota; Fungi; Ascomycota; Eurotiomycetes; Eurotiales; Aspergillaceae
Product: GNAT family N-acetyltransferase
Exons: 3
Coding region: 1-2175 (724 amino acids)
Molecular function (GO): acyltransferase activity, transferring groups other than amino-acyl groups
Source: RefSeq, a predicted model, not a curated record